UGUAAAUGAGUAGAAGAGGUGGAAAAUGGUUGAAAAAAAGAACAACCAAUAUGUGCGGAAGUAGAAAAAUUUUCUUAAAUUUUUUGUAAAAUUUUUAGUGUAUUUUUCAUAAAAUAAUUUAUGAAAAACUAAUAAACGUGAACAAAAUUUCGCAAUAAAACAUAUCAAAAUAUUGUAAGGGUUUAAAAAAGCACAAAUUAAAAGCAAAUAUCCGAAAAAUAUGUACGAAAUAAAAAAGGUGACAACGACAAGUGACCUUAAGUGAGAGAAGAAAAAUAAAGAAAUAAAAAUACAAUUUUGUGUUUCCAUCAGAAAAAGCAAGAAACGCAAAAGUGAAAAUAUAAAUAAAUAUUUUUGAAGAAAAUAUUAAAAAAAAUCAAGAUUAAACGCACAAAAAUAAAUAUAAAGUUGCGAGAGAAAAUAAAUAAAUUUGUUGUGUAAUUUGAUUUAAUUUUUAGUUUUUAUUUUUGGUGAAAUGGGUGGUUGUAUGGGACGUUAUAGUGGUGAUAAUGAAACUGUAAGUGUAUCAUCGGCCAGUGUGUCCAGACCGCCGACAGCGGGACCCCAAGUGGGACCAGCACGCAAAAAUCGUCCUUUGUGCCAUGAAACAAUACGCUGGCGUUCAGAUGUUCCAUUAACAGAGGGCCAAUUGCGUUCGAAACGUGAUGAGUUUUGGGAUACAGCACCUGCCUUCGAUGGCCGCAAAGAAAUCUGGGAUGCCUUGAGGGCAGCCACCACAGCGGCCGAGGCUUUAGACUUUCAAUUGGCUCAAGCAAUAUUGGAUGGUGCAAAUAUUUCAGUGCCGAAUGGUUACCUAACAGAGUGUUACGAUGAAUUGGGUACACAAUACAAAGUGCCCAUCUAUUGUCUCUCAUAUCCCAUAAAUAUUGUGAAAGAGGAAAAUGGUCGUGACUCACCUGCCGAAUUUUCAGAACCUGUUGAUGGGGGCACAGAAAUAUUCUUGAAACUGAGAAUAUCCUCCAUAAUGACAGAUGUCAAAUUACCGGUUUAUUCCAAAGAUACAGUGGGACAAUGUAAAAAGAAAUUACAGGCUAUGGAAGGUGUGGAUGCCUGCUGUCAAAGAUGGUUUUAUAGCGGUAAACUAUUGGGCGAUAAAGUGCCCAUUGAAGAGUGUAACAUACAAAAUGGUUACGUUGUCCAAGUCAUUGUAAAUACAGAGCAUUACAACCAUGACAAUAGCACAAGUAUUGCCAUUGCAAGCUAGCCAAUGUCAACCUUAAAUAACUAUCAACACCACAACAACUACUAUUCUUGCAACGAAAUUAAACAACAAAAUUACUACUGCAACAAUAGCAACCAGAUGAAUAUGAAUAAGAACUGCAAUUGCAUCAUUUUAAACAAUUUAAGUACUAUAAAUAAAGGAAAUUCUAAUUGUAAUUUUAAUUCUAUUAAUAAUUGUAACUACUUAAAACUAAAUUUACAUAAUUCUUGUCAACACAAAAAUUGUGUUUACUACCAAUACAAACGCUGUCACUAUGAACAAAUUUCGAAAGAAGCAUUUGCUAAAGCUGCUACUGGUAAAAGGAAUACCUUUAGCAGUUGCUGUAAACUUGUAAAAAUAUCAAUGAUAUUGUUGUUGUUUUUAAUUAUUUUACAUUUCGUUGCAAAUUUGUUGUUAAAUUAAAAAUUAUGAAGUGAAAAAAGUCAAAAAAAAAAACAAAUGAUUUUGUGUGUUUUUAUUUUCAUUUACGAUUUUCCCUGAAAAAAAAUUAUAUGCAUACAUAUAUUUAUAGCAAUAGCAAUUAAAUUUAGAACAGCGAAACAAACAAUUUAAACUGAAAUACUUUUUGUACAUUAUUAUUUUUUAAAAAAUUAAAUUAAAUAUAUUUUCUAUUAUAUAUUCUUCUUUUUUUUUAAUAAUUUUUCUAUAUUUAACUCUAAUAUAAAUAUAAAUAUUAUUUUUGUUGUUUAUAGCAGUUAGUUUAAUAUUAAAUUAAAUUCAAAUAAAAAAAACUAACAAAAAUUUAAAAAAAUAUGAAAAAAUUAAAAAAAAAAUUAUAGAAAAGAAAACAAAAUAUUAACUAAUUUUAAGUAAAUACAAGUUUAGUUUGAAAUUAAUUUAAUAACAACAAGCAACAAUUUUUUUUAAUUUAAAUUAAUAAAAAAUUUUUUUAUUUAACAAACAGAAACAACAACAAAACCACACACAUAAAACCCUUUAACACUAAGUUUAAAUGAAAAACAAUUUGAAAACCAUAAACAAACUACUCAUAAUUAAAAAUUAAAACAAAAAAAAGAAAAAUAAAAUAUAAAUAAAUACAAAUAGCAUUGUAUACUUUAUGCGUAACAUGUACACAGCCAUAUUUAAACAAAAAAUAAAAAAACGAGAAAAAAACAAAAAUAAAAUAAUAUAAAAAAACAAACAAACAAACCCAAAAAGCAAUUAAUUUAAAUACAAUAUAUAUUAAUUAAAUUAUUUAAAACAUUAAACAUCAAAAACAGCAGCAGCAACAACAUCAACAACAACAAAUCUGAUACCAACUAAUCGUUUGCAUUAAUAAAUUAUAAUAAAACAAAAACGAUAACGAAAACAACAAAAAUAUUAAAUUUAUACAUACAUUUUAGUUUGUAAACAAGUGCUCUCCCCCCUGAUCAAUUUCAAAUGCCUGCAUUCAUUCAUUUAUUCGAUCACCCUCUCUCUUGCUUAUGGUGGUGUGCAUUAACAAAUGCAUUGAAUGUUUGUUUGUAUUUGAAAUCGAGCUAAGAGUACUUUUGUGUAAAUCAAAAACAAAUAAAUAAAUUAAAAAAAAAAAACUUAAUAAAAUAUAAUAAAAAAAAUAUACCUACUACAAAAUAAUAAAAAUUAAUUUGCUAAUGUUAAUUAAAA
Messenger RNA from Calliphora vicina (urban bluebottle blowfly), 2848 nucleotides. RefSeq names its product ubiquitin domain-containing protein 1. The record is from RefSeq and is a predicted model, not a curated record. NCBI's taxonomy places the organism in Eukaryota, Metazoa, Arthropoda, Insecta, Diptera, Calliphoridae. The coding region runs from base 476 to 1225 and encodes 249 amino acids. The transcript has 4 exons. Gene Ontology annotation, molecular function: protein binding.